CUGACACUCACUGCUGCUGUACGAUGCUGGGAGGCUUGGGGAAGCUGGCGGCCGAGGGCCUGGCCCACCGCACUGAGAAAGCCACUGAGGGAGCAGUUCACGCAGUGGAGGAGGUGGUGAAGGAGGUGGUGGACCACGCCAAGGAGGCUGGAGAGAAGGCCCUUGCAGAUGCCCUAAAGAAAGCCCAAGAGUCAGGGGACAAAGUGGUGAAGGAGGUCACUGAGAAGGUGACCCACACUGUCACCGACGCCGUUACCCAUGCCGCGGAAGGCCUGGGUAGACUGGGCCAGUGAGCUUGCACACCACCAUGCCCGGCCCUUCAUGGAUGUCAAUAAAAAGCAUGAAAUGUGAA
Onychomys torridus (southern grasshopper mouse) is the source of this 352-nucleotide messenger RNA. RefSeq names its product family with sequence similarity 25 member A (gene Fam25a). The transcript is spliced from 3 exons. Lineage: Eukaryota; Metazoa; Chordata; Mammalia; Rodentia; Cricetidae. The record is from RefSeq and is a predicted model, not a curated record. The coding region runs from base 24 to 293 and encodes 89 amino acids.